ACUAUCACAAUAACAUAGGCUGCUUAUUUCGAGUUUUUUUUUUAUUUUAGUGGAUUAUUUUGUGCGUUUAAUGUUUCCAUUCUAACUUAUUCGACACCGUAUCAAGCUGCAUCGCUUGCAUGUUGUGACUCGAACUCGACUUACGUCAUUUCACAGAUGCCUACUUAGCAAAAAUAGCAUAUCUAAACGAUGGCUUCGCUUGCUAAGAAAGCGAAGACCGCCUCUACUUUGCCUGUUUGUCCUUAUGGUGCCAGAUGCUAUCGAAAACAUCCACAGCAUUUAAAAGAUUUCAGGCACGAUACCAAAGAUGAUGGCGAGGUGGCAGGAAGCAGUGGAUCAAAAGUUUCGGCUUCGAGAACUGAUGCGUUAUCUACCAUCGACUCGUCUAACCUUCCAUUCUGUAAAUAUGGGGCAUCUUGUUAUAGGAAAAACCUGUUACAUUUCGCAGAAUUUACUCAUCCUACAACAGUAGUAUCGAAGAUAAAAAACGACGAUGACAGUGAUACGGACGAACUUUCUGAUUCGGAGGAUGAAAAGAAAGGUAAGAAAGGUGAGGUGAAGACAGAUGACAUUUUAAAGAGGGGCAUGUCACUGGUGAAGAGUUACUCAAAGAUGUCGGAGGCAGAGAGGAAAGAGCUCAUCAAGAAGGCAUUUGAAGCCAAACUGAAGCUUCAGAAAGAACUCAAAGAAACACAGGAUGAGAUGAAAAGUAAAGACAAGAAACUUCAGAAGCUUCAAGAUCAGGUCAGUACAGGUUUGCUGCUGGUGGAGGGAGAGAAGGAAGCCUUGGAAGGGAAAAAGACUGUGUACUUCACACUGCAGGCUGAACGAUCCUACAAGGAAGGGUCUGCUGACCAAACUCAUUUCCGACUUGCAGAGUCUCAGUUUUACCGACUCCUUAGUGGCCCCAGUGUAGGAUAUCGUGUCAGCAAGGUAGAUUAUGCAGUUAAUCCCAACUUAGUGAAAAAAUUCAAAUCUGCCCGUGAGGAUUUGAAAAAGCAUCGAGGGGCAGACAAGUCCUUCCCAGUCCUAGCCUUUCAUGGGACAGAUAUGAAAAACAUUAAACCUAUCUGUGAGACUGGAUUCAAAGUGCCAGGAGACACUGGUUUUACUCACAAGACUGACACAGGAUAUUAUGGAAAAGGUGUAUACUUCAGUGAGUUUCCAUCAUAUUCAAUGAGCUACAUCCAUGGGGCUACCAAACUACUGCUGUGUCAGGUCCUACCUGGGAAGGUUUUCCAGUGUACCAAACUCAUCCACGGGUCCGCCCUCCAGAAGGGACAUGAUUCUCACACUUCGCCAGACAAAAUGGAGUUAGUUAUAUUCAACGGCAAUCACAUCCUUCCAUCGUACAUUGUACAUUACGAAAAUGCCAGUACUAAUUUCACAUACAAACCUACUGGCGGUACCUCUGACAUGUUUGACCCAAUGAAGAUAGCAGAAGGUUACGGUGCUAUUGCUAGUUCCAAGGCUUCAAAGACCUUCAAACACGAACAGAUCAUGUUUUCUGGAAUGUUUCAACUACCACAAAACCAAAUGCUGGAGCUAGUAAAAAUGCAUGGAUCAGAAAAAGCCACACCAAAGGUUUUCAGUAUACUGGUAGCAACUCCAAAUGAAUUUACGACGAAAACUAAUAAAGUGCAGCAGGCAGUUCGUAAAGGGUUACCUGUUGUUGGAGAAUUGUUCGUGUACGACUGUAUCAAAGCCCGCAAACUGAAGCCCACAGCACCAUAUGAAUUUACUGACUAGAUGUGAACGUGUUGUUUGAGUAUCCAUUCACAAAUACCCCAUUCUUUAAAUGUCUUCAUCGUCUAAACAGACGGCUUAUUGGGAUGGAGUCGAGUCUGUUAGAUGUGACAGUUGUAUGUUUGAAAUUAGAUGUCAUAUGAGUGAUAAAGCUCCAUGUGGGGAUAUGAUUUUUAAUGGGGACAUAGUGAGGGAAGUGGUAUGGUAUCUGAUGCAGGAUAUCUGUGUAAUACAAUGUACGUUGUAUCAGGUGUGUUAUCUAUGGAUAUCGUUUCUCUAGGGAUAGGGUUGGGGUUUAAGUAGGAAUGUUGUGUAGGGGUGGGUGGGUUUGCUUUGUAAGGAUAAAUGUAGGGGUUGGGGCUGUGUUGUUAUGAAGGGGUUUGAGUAUGUUUGUUGUGUGGGAAUUCGGGAGUUUGGGCAACGCAGUUGAAUAGGGCUUGAUAUAGGGAUAUAUUGUUGGGGUUAGAAUUGGAGAUUGUUUUAGAUGUUGUGUUAUUGUGAAUUGGAAAAUAUUUUCUAAAUGACACGAUGCAUUUGUAUUAAGAUUAAAAAUAACACUGCCAAUUGUUUAAUUUGCAUUGAUAUCUAUCCCCUACAUAUGUAUUUUAUAGAGAUACUCUAUUCACAAUAAUCGGGAAUUUUGCAGAUGAAUUUGUUGUAUUUAAUGUACUUGUAGACCUGUUUGUUAAGUGAUUUCCUUUAUAGUAUUUACAUACCACUAUAUGUGAAUUAACAUUGUCAAUAUUACUCCAGUAAACCUAAAUUCCACAACGUUACACACCCUGCUGAGACGUAAAACGACGUUGUACCUAAUGUUUAGCUAUAUGGAAUUGUGAAGUUAGUGAUAACACAAUAGACAUGACAUUCUGUUACUGUUCUGUUGCAAUAAAAGCAACUGAGAUAUUUUUCGGGAAUAUUUGCGUAAAUUCCUGAUAAAGUGGUUUGGUUACAUAUCAGGAUAUUUAUUAAACAUUUCUUUUAAACUUGGCAUAUACUUGCUACUAGAGCCUUCUGGAUUGUGGCAUCAUUCAGAUUUGUUUUAACGGUUCUGCACAUUUUACAUACAUAGAUGUGAAGUCUCUUCAUUUUGUAAAGAGACUCAUUUUUUACUGCAAUUUCCUUUAAAAUAUGCAGAAUUAAAAAAAAUGCUUGUUUCUUAAACUCUUUUUAAAAUUUUAAAAGCAGAAAAGC
This is a messenger RNA of Mizuhopecten yessoensis (Yesso scallop), 2937 nucleotides long. RefSeq lists its product as uncharacterized. The transcript has 10 exons. NCBI's taxonomy places the organism in Eukaryota, Metazoa, Mollusca, Bivalvia, Pectinida, Pectinidae. The record is from RefSeq and is a predicted model, not a curated record. Gene Ontology annotation, biological process: double-strand break repair. Gene Ontology annotation, cellular component: site of double-strand break; nucleus. Gene Ontology annotation, molecular function: 3'-5' exonuclease activity; DNA-(apurinic or apyrimidinic site) endonuclease activity; NAD+ poly-ADP-ribosyltransferase activity. The coding region runs from base 190 to 1749 and encodes 519 amino acids.